Messenger RNA from Malania oleifera, 1582 nucleotides. RefSeq names its product probable sodium/metabolite cotransporter BASS4, chloroplastic. The transcript has 14 exons. The coding region runs from base 59 to 1327 and encodes 422 amino acids. The record is from RefSeq and is a predicted model, not a curated record. Gene Ontology annotation, cellular component: chloroplast envelope. Lineage: Eukaryota; Viridiplantae; Streptophyta; Magnoliopsida; Santalales; Ximeniaceae.
CGUCUUCUCUCUCUCUCUCUCAGUUGCCUUCGGGAGUUCUGUUUGGUGUUGUUUUCACAUGGCGGGAAGUCUCCAAAGCCUUUGCUUCAGGUCUCCAGCCACCGUAAGUUUACCCUCCCGCCGGUGGAACCCACAUUUUCAGUCAAGUAUCCCCCCUAUUUCUGGCAGCUCCGUCGUUCUCAAGCACCACCCCUCAUUGCUUCAUCUAAAGCCUCGCUGGAGUUCUCCAUCCAUCAGAGCUGGUGAACGAUCUGCACAGACCGAUGGCAAUGAUGAUGGGAGUCGAUGCGCGUCGAACUGGGUGAAGCCAUUGUUGACUUUUGCGUCCAAUAAUUUUCUUCCUUUAGCUCUUGUUAGUGGCGUAGCGUUAGGACUCGCAAAUCCUAAUCUUGGUUGUCUUGCUGACAGAUUCUAUCUAUCAAAAUUUAGCACUUUCGGGAUAUUUCUUAUCUCAGGUUUGAUGUUGCGUGGUGGAGAAAUUGGUGCAGCAGCUGAAGCGUGGCCUGUAGGGAUUUUUGGGCUAGGAUCUAUUCUAUUAUUUACUCCCUUUUUUUCCAGGUUAUUUUUGCAAUUUAAGAUUCAACCUCAGGAAUUUGUUACUGGACUGGCUAUAUUUAGCUGCAUGCCAACUACGUUAUCAAGUGGAGUUGCACUGACUCAGCUUGCUGGUGGAAAUUCUGCUCUUGCUCUUGCAAUGACAGUAAUAUCUAAUCUGCUAGGAAUUCUAAUUGUCCCAUUUUCCAUCUCAAAGUUUAUAGCCGAUGGAGUUGGUGUAUCUGUUCCAACUAAGCAACUGUUUAAAAGUCUUGUUGUCACUCUUUUAAUUCCUCUAAUUCUGGGAAAGGUUUUUCGAGAAUCCAUCAAAGGCGUCGCAGACUUUGUUGACCAGAACCGUAAGGCUUUGUCGAUGAUCAGUGCAAUAUGCCUCAGUUUGGUGCCAUGGAUUCAAGUGAGCAAAUCAAGGUCACUGCUGUUAAUGGUUAAACCGGCAGUUUUUCUCGUAGCUAUUGGGAUGGGAUUGCUCUUGCAUCUCAUGCUAUUAGCAUUUAACAUUCUGGCAGUGCAGAGUCUUUCAGCUGUCUCUGGUGGUAGCAAAUCACUGUUUGCUAACAAACAGAAUGCCAGUGCUCUUGUUCUUGUUGCUAGCCAGAAAACGCUGCCUGUAAUGGUAGCUGUUGUGGAUCAGCUUGGUGGUGCAUUUGGUGAAUCCGGUUUGCUUGUUCUUCCUUGUGUUGCAGCACAUUUGAACCAGAUUAUUACGGACUCUAUUCUUGUCAACUUUUGGCUCCAAGAGGGUCGGUAUUCCAACAAUGCCCGGAUAGCCUAAACUUUUGGAAUGCGAAUCUUGAUAUUUACCAGCAUGUUUUGGUGCCAGGGCAAGAUAUUCUGUUGACAGGGCAUAGCUUAGGUUAUUAAGAAUUUUAUAGUGGGAUGUCCGUGCCAUUCUCUAUUUAUCAGUGGCUCCCAUCUGUCAUAUAUGGUUGGUGUGAUCUCAUAAACAUUUUUUACAAUCAACAGAUCGAAAUAUCUUUUAUGUACAUUGCAUGAUAUAGUUUUAAGACAUCUCAAAUUUUCAGUUCAA